GCGACGCGCGGUCGGCCUCAUUUUCGCAUCCGUCUCGCGGCAGUCCGUCCGUCCGUCCGCCCGUCGAUCGCGACCCGUGAUCCCGCAGUGCGUCUGUUUACUGUCGAUCUUUUCACGUCCGGGCCCUUCCCCGCCCCAUCACUCUGGGGGACGCUUCGCGGAACGCGUCCGUCCCUCGUAGUCAACCCGCGUGCGGAAAUCCUUUUCUCGCCGCGGCGACGACGACGACGACGACGACGACGACGACGACGACGGAACGCGACGUGCACAAGCGGUUCGGCUGCCGACCCCGGUGGGUAACAGAGGCGACGCAUUGCUGUAACGCAGUGUCUUAGUAUAUCCGAUCAGCUGUCGGCUCGGCGGGGAAGUGACGUGAAACCUUCGCGGACCCAUCGAACCUCUUGUUUUCUCGUUUUCUUUCCUUCACCCAUUUUCUUUCCACCUCUCCCGCUCUCGGCGUCCCUCGACAGUGCGCGGAACCGGUGUCGGCGGCACCCGGCGUCAACACACGACUGCUGCGCUCCGAGUCUCGUGCGUUGAGGUUCCAUAGGACCAGAUUCACCCAAGAUGACCUCCUGGGACUCAUAUCUGGCGGUAGCGACGUUUCUAUCAUCACCAGAAGAGUUUAUGGGUUGGUUUGUCGGAUUCGUUUCCUUAUUCAGUACAAACCUUGUAAGACCGCUGAGACUAGCGUUAACAUCAUCCAAUAAAAAUGCAAAUAAAAACAGCAUGCUGUCGGUCAACGGGCCGAAGGGCACCAGACGAGAAGGCAAGAAGUUCAGACAAUACGCUGCCGCGCUGUCCACAACUAUUGGACCGUUCGCGGUGGGCACUGUGCUGGCGUGGACGUCACCGGUUCUGCCCAUGUUGGAGGGCGAGAACUCGAGAAUUCCUAUCACGGCGGACGAGGGAUCGUGGGUGGGCUCGUUGAUCGCGAUCGGCGCCAUCAUCGGAUCGAUACCUGCCGGCAAGGGUGCGGACAUAUUCGGCCGGAAACCCACCAUCGCCGCGUUAGCCGUACCGUUCAUCAUCAGCUGGGCGAUGAUCUACUUCGCCUCGACCGUCUGGGAACUGUACAUCGCACGUCUGAUAGCCGGCGCUGUCAUUGGCGGAGUCACUGCCACCGUUCCUAUGUACAUCGGAGAGAUAGCUGAAAGUUCCAUCAGAGGUGAACUCGGCUCUUACAUCCAGGUGAAGGUGACUCUGGGAAUACUGUACGUGUACGCCAUAGGACCGUUCGUGUCCUACGAAGGGCUGGCCAUCCUGUGUGGUAUUAUACCAGUGAUAAUGUUCGUCUUGGUGAUACUGAUCGCACCCGAGACGCCCACGUACCUGCUGAGGACGGGAAAAAGGAAAGAGGCGGAACGGUCGUUGGUGCUGUUGCGUGGUCAUGAGUACGAUAUCGCCGGUGAACUGGAAGAAUUGCAGCAACAACUCGAGGAGGAACAAAAGCGCAGCAGCAACUUCAAGGAUCUAAUAUCGUCCAGAGCUACUAUCCGCGCGUCCAUCGCUGUCAUGGGACUCUUGAGUUUCCUGUCUUUCUCGGGCAUCAACGUGCUCAUUUUUUACGCGGAGUCCAUAUUCAAAAGCAGUACCAGCAGCAUUUCUCCUCAAGUCAGCUCCAUCAUCAUAGGGAUUCUUCAAGUGAAAUUUACUUUCGCGUCUGCGUUACUGGUAGACAAGGCUGGACGGCGUGUGUUACUCCUGAUCUCCGACUCUGUGAUGGCCGUUUGUCUUGGCUGUUUGGGUUACUUCUUCUGGCUGAAAGAGCACAACGUUGACGUGUCCGCCUUCAGUCUGAUACCGCUCAUCAGUCUGGGAGUGUACAUCAGUACGUUCUCACUGGGCUUCGGGCCCAUACCUGGUGUCAUGAUGGGAGAACUUUUCAGUCCGGACGUAAAGGGGCUGGCGUUAGGUGUAGUAUGCGUAAUCGCGUCGCUGUUGGAGUUUGUCGUGGUCAAAAUGUAUCAGAAUCUUUUGGACUGGUUCAAUCACGGCGUGACAUUCUGGAUAUUCGCUGGCUUUUGCAUACUGGGCACGGUGUUCGUGUGGUUCUUGGUGCCGGAGACGAAGAAUAAGUCGUUGCAGGAAAUCCAAAACGAACUGAAUGGCAUAAAGAAGCCGAAAAACCGCAACACAAACCGCUCCCAACAAAUGGAAACAUUGACUGGACCUUACAAUCAGAAGAACGCAGCAAUCGUUUGAUAAGGCAAUAUAAUAAAUGUAGCAGUGUGUGUGUAUGUUAGACAAACGAGGUGGGGCCUUAAAAACAUUUUACAUUUUUUAGCCCCAGAAUUUGAACAAAAUAGGUAAUCAAAUGCAUUGAAAAUUAAACUUAUUGAAUUGUUUAAAACUCAUAAUUUAUUUUUGUUUUUUAUAUUUUCGGAUAAAUAAUGACUCAUUUCACCAAAAUCUACACGUUAAUAAUAUAAUUUUACUUAGGUAUAUUGUUUUCUUUUCUUUUCAUAACUAAUUUAUUUUAUCAUACAACUAACACCGUCUAUUGCAUUCCAUGGUUGACUUUAACGAGAGCAGCAUCUUCAAAUAGGUAUCUUAUUGUUAUUUUCAGUCUCGAAUAUAUGAAAAAACGAAAAUGCAGUUUAUAUUUUUUUAAAUUUUUUUUAAGUUCAAACCUAAUAUUAUACUUGAUGGUGCUUGGCCUUAAGCCAUAUAUUAGUAACUGUCAUUAAAAUAAACUAUUAUUAUUAGUAGGUAUGUAGAAAUAUUACUCUGAAACCAAAAUGUUUUCGUUCGACUACAAAAAAAUAAAUAAAAAAAACACAAAUUUCCGCUGGAAUUUCC
Sipha flava (yellow sugarcane aphid) is the source of this 2802-nucleotide messenger RNA. Its product is annotated as facilitated trehalose transporter Tret1-like. NCBI's taxonomy places the organism in Eukaryota, Metazoa, Arthropoda, Insecta, Hemiptera, Aphididae. Gene Ontology annotation, cellular component: membrane. Gene Ontology annotation, molecular function: sugar transmembrane transporter activity. The coding region runs from base 568 to 2205 and encodes 545 amino acids. Gene Ontology annotation, biological process: transmembrane transport; carbohydrate transport. The record is from RefSeq and is a predicted model, not a curated record. The transcript has 6 exons.